Molecule: messenger RNA, 8164 nt
Organism: Eupeodes corollae
Lineage: Eukaryota; Metazoa; Arthropoda; Insecta; Diptera; Syrphidae
Gene: Appl
Product: amyloid-beta-like protein
Exons: 10
Coding region: 762-3239 (825 amino acids)
Biological process (GO): axonogenesis; central nervous system development
Cellular component (GO): membrane; neuron projection; neuronal cell body
Molecular function (GO): transition metal ion binding; heparin binding
Source: RefSeq, a predicted model, not a curated record
GAACGUUUUAGUGUAUCGCAGUAUCGUGUACAGUUGAAGAACUAUUAAGUGCAAAAAACGAAUCAAACGCAACUUAUUCAAAAAAAUAAAAAAAAAAAAACAAGAAAAAUUGUAUCUCCAACUUUAGCACUUUAUUUCUAAAAAUACCUAAAACACAAACGAAUCAGUUAUAAUUUUUCAAUAUUUUCUAAACCAUGUUAAAUUCGAAAGAAGAAAAUUAAUAUAAAAAGUUAUUCAACGAAAAAAGAACAAACAAAAAGAAGGAUUUUCACAGCAAAGAUUUAGAACGUAAAUUUGUCGUUGGUUCUUUUUUCCAUUCCCUUAUUUCGAACCUACUACAUACACUCAUCUGCAGUGGGUAUCUCAAAGUAUAGAGAACGUACUAGCAGCCAGCAAAGAUACUUUUUAUUUUAGGGGUGUGCCUGGUAGUUUCGAUUUUUUUCUCUCGACUCGAAAACACAACUUCUUCUCAAUCGGGGUCGUCGGAGUUUUCUAACUUAAAAAAAAAAAAAAUUAAUUAUUUUAUCUAAUUUUUUUCUUUUAAACAAAUUAAUAUAAAAAAUAAAAGAAACAAGAAAAACCAACACUCUUAAUAAUACACAUUUCGAUUUAUAUACUCGUAUACCUACCUAAAUGGCUUCUUGUGGGUUUUAAUAAAAUAGUUAAAAUCAAAAAAUAAAAAAAUAAGAUACAAGUGAAAGAAGUGGAAUAAAUUUUGGUACAAUUUUUAUAGCGAAAUAAAAGUUACCUACAUAAGCAAAAUGUCUUUACAUUUUGUUACAUGUUUGUUUGCAUUAUUUGCCCUCAUAAGCAGUUUAGAGGCUGCCUCACCCCGAUGGGAACCACAAAUUGCAGUUCUAUGUGAAGCUGGACAAGUUUUUCAACCACAAUUUCUAUCCGAAGAAGGUCGAUGGGUAACGGACUUGAGCAAGAAGACUCCAAGCUCAACAUGUCUCCGGGACAAAAUGGAUCUUUUGGAUUACUGCAAAAAGGUCUAUCCAAAUCGUGACAUUACCAAUAUUGUUGAGUCAUCUCACUAUCAGAAAAUCGGAGGAUGGUGUCGUCAGGGAGCUAUGAAUUCGGCCAAAUGCAAGGGUGUCCAUCGAUGGAUUAAGCCAUUCCGGUGUUUGGAAGGUCCCUUCCAAUCCGAUGCGCUUUUGGUGCCCGAAGGCUGUCUUUUCGAUCACAUCCACAAUGCAUCACGAUGCUGGCCAUUUGUCAGAUGGAAUCAGACUGGAGCUGCAGCCUGUCAAGAGCGAGGCAUGCAAAUGCGAAGCUUUGCCAUGCUCCUUCCAUGUGGAAUCUCAUUGUUCUCUGGAGUUGAAUUCGUAUGCUGUCCAAAACAUUUCAAGGAAGAAAUUCGUGUAAAGAAAACCGAUUUGCCAGUUGUGGUCCCCGAAGAAAUCGUUUCGGCCGAUGAUGAUGAUUCUAAUUAUUCAAAGGACUCAGCCGAUGAUGACGACGAUGAAAUUAUGAAUGACGAUGAAGACGAUGACAUGGUUGCCGACGAAGCAGCUGAAAAUGAUGGUGCCGCUGACGAAGGAAAUGCUGAAUAUGACUCAAACGAGGAGCUUGAAAACUACGAAGAUCUGGACGAUCAGAACGAUGAGGCAUGGGAUUCAAAUGCCAAUCCAAAGCCAAAAACAACCGAAACUUCAAAGGUAGCCUCUUCGUCUGAGACAUCUGCUCAAGUGGUCAUCACAAAACCAUCGUCCUCGGAUGCGAUUCCCUUGCCACCACAGCAACCCCCAUCGACUAGCCAGCCCACAGCUGAUCCAUACUUUACUCACUUUGACCCUCACUAUGAACAUCAGAGCUACAAAGUAAGUCAGAAAGAAGCUCAACAGCGCCUUGAGGAAAACCACCGAGAGAAGGUGACUCGUGUGAUGAAGGACUGGUCAGAUUUGGAGGAAAAGUACCAAGAUAUGCGAUUGGCUGAUCCAAAGGCAGCACAAAGCUUCAAACAGCGCAUGACUGCCCGCUUCCAGACUUCUGUUCAGGCACUCGAGGAAGAAGGUAACGCCGAGAAACAUCAACUCGCUGCUAUGCACCAACAGAGGGUGUUAGCGCACAUUAAUCAAAGAAAACGUGAAGCCAUGACUUGCUACACUCAGGCCCUAACCGAGCAACCACCUAACGUAAGACCAUUCUCCGAUUUUAGUCUUGAGGAUGCUGAACCAUCGUACUUUCCUCCCCAGGCUCACCAUGUUGAAAAGUGUCUGCAAAAGUUAUUGCGAGCUCUGCAUAAGGAUCGUGCUCAUGCUCUGGCUCACUACCGUCACCUUUUGAAUUCGGGAGGUCCUGGUGGACUUGAGGCUGCUGCAUCUGAAAGGCCACGUACUUUGGAACGACUCAUUGACAUCGAUCGCGCUGUAAAUCAAUCAAUGACAAUGUUGAAACGUUACCCUGACUUGUCCUCAAAGAUCUCACAGUUGAUGAACGAUUACAUUUUGGCAUUGAGAAGCAAAGAUGAUAUUCCCGGAUCAGCCUUGGGCAUGAGUGAAGAAGCUGAAGCUGCAAUUUUGGACAAGUAUCGUAUUGAAGUCGAACGUAAGGUUUCAGAAAAGGAACGACAGCGAUUAGCCGAAAAGCAAAGAAAGGAACAACGAGCUGCCGAAAGGGAGAAAUUGCGAGAGGAAAAAUUACGCAUGGAAGCAAAGAAAAUCGAUGAACUCGUGAAGACACAAGCCGAUCAAGAAUUGCAAGCCAAGGAAGCCAAAGAAGCAAAGGAUGUAAUUACAGUUGUAGACCCAACAAAAAUGUCACACAGCGAGAAGGAGACAACACCAGAAGAAUACAGCGAUUCGACAGCAAGCACCAAGACUCAAACUGUAUUGCCAACAGUCGAUGAUGAGGCCCUGCAGCGUGCUGUCGAGGAUGUGGCAGCAGCUGUUGCCCAUCAAGAAGCUGAACCACAAAUGCAACACUUCAUGACACACGAUUUGGGUCAUAGGGAAUCGAGCUUCUCUCUCCGUAGAGAAUUCCACACGCAUUCCCCCAGGGAGGGUAGAAACGUUUACUUUACGUUAUCAUUCGCUGGUAUUGCAUUGAUGGCAGCAGUAUUUGUAGGUGUUGCAGUAGCCAAAUGGAGAACAUCUCGCUCACCACAUGCGCAAGGCUUUAUUGAAGUUGACCAGACUGCAGCAUUGCCCGUGACACCAGAAGAAAAACAUGUUGCGAACAUGCAAAUCAAUGGCUACGAGAAUCCAACUUAUAAGUAUUUUGAAGUUAAGGAAUAAACCACAUUCUCUUAAAAAGCCCGAAAAAAAUAAUAACAAAAGAAAGAAAAAAACCAACAACAUCAUCAGUUCUUAUUUUUCUUAAAAAACAAAAAAUUAUAAAAAAAAAACAAAUUCUAUUUUUAUUGUUUGUUGUUCUUGUUUAGAAUUAUGUGUAUCAAAAAAAAUAUAUAUUAACUAAGAUGAAAAAAUUAAAAAAAAAGAAAACUCAAAACACACUCAAUAUAGCUAUACUUAUUAGUUUUAUUUUUUAAGUUUAAUAAAGGAAGAAAAAACAAAACAAAACAUAACAAAAAUAUUACUCUCAUUAUAAGUUAAAGCAACUACCUAAGAGAAAACAAUAAUAGCAUAAUAAUUUAUUUAAUUAAAUAAAGAAAAACAAAAGAAAAAACUUUAAAAAAGGUCCUUGCUGUGAAUUUCAAAACAACAAACAAAAUCAUUUACAAAAAAAAAACAUAUAAUUCAUUCUAGUCAUACUAGAUUUAAUUUAUUUUAAUUUUUAUUAAUUAUUGACUUAUUUAUUGUUUUAUUUACUUUAAUUGUGUGAUAGAUUAUGAUCUCAAAAUUUUUGAAAUAUAUAUUAUUUUUCAAAACUCAACUAUUUAAAAACUCUCCAAAUUUCAAAGAAAAAACAAAAAAAUUCGUUUAAAAAAAAAACAGAAAAUGUGGAGAAAAGGCAAAAAACAGAAAUCAAGGAUAAUAAGUUUAAUAUUUAAAUAUAGAUAUUAUAAUUAUGUAAUAAAGAAAGAAAUGCUAGGAUAUAGGCUAAAAAUACAACAUUGAAAUGAAAAAUAAUAAUAAUGAAAAACAAAAACAAAAAACAUUUCUUUAAUUGGUUUUUACAUGUAAAAUAUAAAACACUCGAAACAAAACAAAAACAAAAAUACAUUAAAAAACGAUUUUAUGUCAGUCAACCUACUCUUUCCAUUACAAAAACAAAAUCAAACAAAAUGAAAAUAAAAAAAACACCCCAAUGUGCGUUGUCCCAAAUGAUUAAAUGUGUGUGUAUUUGUAUAUGUUUAACCCCUUUGUUUUACCAAAUCACUCCAAUUCCUACCCCCCUCUCAAAAAAAAAGAAAAACAAAAAUAAAAUUCAUUAAAUCCACAAUAAAUGCAAUUUAAAAAAUGAUAAUAAAAUAAUAAAAACAAUUUAUUGUAAUUUCUUAGUAUACAAAAAUAAUAAACAACUGAUUCAACAUUUUACAACACAUUUUUACUUAAAAUCACAAUUUUUUCAAAACAAACAACAAUUUUAUCACACAUAAAAUGUAAUAAAACAACUUUUUUAUUCAACAAAAAAUGUAAAUUUAUAAAAAUUGGCAAUGCAUAUAUAUUUUAAUUGUAUUUAUAUCAAUUUGAACAACAAUAUAAUGUAAUGAAACUAAAAAACAACAUGUGGAUGAAUUAUGUUUCGAUGAUGAAAUGAUGCUAUUGCUUUUUGGGACACGUUUUUGGAAUGACCUGUACAAGUGUACAAUACUGAAGUAACUUUAAAAAUAUUUAAUUGGCUUUUUCCAAAGAUUACUUAAAAGAAAUGGAAGCAUUUUUGAUGUUCUCUGCAAUCAACAAAACAAAGGAUCCAUCACUAUUCAGCCCUGAUUUCCUUCAAAAGGGGUCUUUAAAGAGGAUUACAUGAAUUUGGUGAAACCUUUCGGAACCCUUUGGUACUAAUGGUUCUGGUCUGAUCUUUAAGACUGUUAGUCUUAUAAGACUAUGAAAGGAUAUUGAAGUUAAGUAGAAUUCUGCUUAUUUCUUCUUCUGUGGUUUUGAUCUAUCUCUUGAUCCGAUGGUACCCUAAGUACUCAAGUUGCGUCAACUGAUAAACAUAGAGGUAAAACUGACCACACCGUAAAAAAGUCACAAUAGAUAUUUAACAAUACAUUUGUCAUACAUUAAUUCAAGAGCUAUUAUUAUUGACCACGACUGUUUGGCUAACACGCCUUGUAUGUAUGUACUUUGUUCUAUAAUGUUUCAAAUGCGGCCUUAUAUAGACAAGUAAUACGAUAUAAUAUGCUAUCCCAGAUAUUUUUAGAAGCUCUAAAGCUUUACUUAUACUUUCAUAAGACCAAGUAUAUAUUCAAAUCACUUGGCAUUAGGUAAAGACAAAAUUUAUUUAAUACAAGACUGGAGUUUAGAAUUCUAAUUUUAAACCCAUUUAUUUUGAAACGAUAAAUACGACUUGUAUUUUAGGGUUACAUGUAUUUCUAAACUCCUACAAUGGGGAAAGGUGAAAUUUCAAUAAUAAUCUGUACUUGGUGAAGCCUUUUCCCAAGUUUUGCAAAGGAAACUCGAGUAGAAGUUUCAUUAAAUGUUUAAAGUAAAGUUCGGACAUCGUUGUUAACGUUAUUCUGUCCUUUUGCUGGACUAAGUAUAAUUGUUUUGCUUCGAUUUGCUGGGAAGCUUGAAAUAUUUGAGCAGAACUUGCAAUAUAUUUAGAAUUCAUAUUUAAAGUAAAGUUAAAAAUGCAGCUUUGAAUCUAAGGCCACAGAUUUACAUUUCUUCUUUGUUUAUAAUGAUAACACACUUGAGUCUUUGGGAAAAAGUUUCGAUUUCGAUAUUAAACCAUCUAUCAUACCCUUUAAAAGAAAGAAGACUUGAAUCUUUCUAUAUACAGAUAUUUUAGCGUAGUCAUACGUGAACAAAUCCCUUAACUGAGAGUUACUUCAGUCAUAUUGUUAAAUUGAAUUUCAUAUUUCAAUUUGAAACAAGCUUAAAGAAACUUUUUGAUACCAUCUAGAAAGACUUUUGGGGGCAUACAAAUGGGAAACUAUUAAAUUUGCAAGGAAUACAUAAACAUUAAUAUGUCAUAACUUAUGAUCAAAGUCAGGUCUUAAGACAUUGUAUAUCAUCGUCCAGAACAAUGCACUUAACAUUUAAUUGUGCUGUGAAACGUAAGAGAAAAUAAUCCAAACACAAAACAAACACCACGAUAUAAAAAAAAGUUUAUUAAAUACAAAAACAAAAUUAUAAUAAUUUUAACUUAAAGUAAAACAAAAACAAAAUUAAGAAAAACAAAAAACGAAAUAAAAUUCUUAUAUAUACAUCAAUACAGAAUAUUUAUUGAAUGCUUUUUAAAACUAACAACAAAAAAUAAUAAUAAACUUAUUAAUUUAAAAAACAAAAAAAAAUAAUACUUAACAAAUAAAAUUAACAACAAUAACAAUACAUAUGUAAUAUUAUCUUAUUCACAUUAUUUUUGUAUAACAAAAUUAAACAUAUAGAAAAAAGAAAAAAACAAAAAUUAAUAAAUAAUAACAAAAAAAAAAAACACUAAAAACAUAUUUACAAUGCUGCCCUCCAAGUUUUUUCAACAAAAAUAAAAAAACACAAAAGACCUUUAAAAUUUCUCAAUAUAUUUAUAUAUAUCUUAUUUAUAAAUAAAUAUAUAUAGAUAUUACCUUGCCUAAGCCCUGAGCUGCUGAAACACAAAAACCAUACAAAACAACAAAAUAUGUAUAUCACCUUAGUUGAUGCACCACAAAAUUAGGAUUAACAAAAAUCAUAAAUUUUUAAAAAAAUGUGGCUAUACCUAUACUCUCUCUUUCUCUCUAUAUCAAUAUGGAUAUUAAAAGAAAAUUUAAAAAUUGCUCGUUAACAAUACCCCCGCCGCCGCUAAUACUCCUCACUCUCCCUGGUAGGAACAACAAUUUAAAAAACCAAAAACAAAUACAAAAACUACUUACAUCGUACUUUUUCUUUGCAAAGUUUUAAUAUUUUUGUUUUUAUUUUUAAUUCCCUUUGUUGUUUUUAGUGGAUAAAUAAAUAAUUUUCUUUUUAAUUUUUACAAAAAAAAAACUUAAUAAAUAUUCAAAAUUAAAUAAAUAAAUAAAUUAAAGAAAAAAAAAAUAAUAUAAAAAUAAACAUCAAUGAUUAUAUAUGAAUAAAUAUAAAUCAUUGAAAAAUCAAUUCGUCCUCUUUUAUGAAAAUAAGCUUAAAUAAAAUAAUAAAAAUAAAAAAAAAAAACAAAACGUUAAGAGUAUAAGAGCGUUUAUCAUAUAGUUUAGCACAAUAUAUUUUAUAAAGAGAAAACAAAAAAUAAAUAAAAAUAAACAAACAAAACAAAAACCAAAAAACAAAAAAACCAAAACCAAAAAAUAAAUAAUAAAUAAUAAAAAUAAAAUGCAAUGUAAAUGUAUUCAUAUGUUCUUUUUUAUAUAAUUAUUAUAUUAUAUUAUUAUGUAUAAUGAAUAUAUAUGUAUGAAAUAUAUUUAUCUGCUCGAUCUUUGCAUUUUUCUUUUGUAUAUUUAUGCAAAAAUCCAAAAUUGCAUAUUAAUAUAACAAAACCAAAAUGUCUAUUCGUUUUCAUUUAUUUAUUUAUAUAUAUAUAUAUAAGUAUAUAAAUAUAUACAUCUCUACAGAAAUUCAAAACAAAAACCAUUGGGUUAACAGAAAAAAAAUAUAUAUAUAUAUCUAAUAUAUAUGUAUAUAUAAUCUAAACAAAAUCACAACAACAACAACAAAAUCCGAUUAUGAUGAUGAUGAUGACAUAUAAACAAAACAACAACAACAAAAAAAGAACUAAUAUGUAAGUAAUUUCAUUAUAUUUUGCAAUUUAUAUUGAAAAGUUUAAAUAAAACAAAAGAAGAAGAAAUCAUUAUUAUUAUUAUAAUUAUAAUAAAAUAAAAAUAGGAACAACCAAAAAAGGAAAAUUUUAAAAAACAAAACUAUAAAACUCAACUCAAAAAAUAAACUCAAGAAGACAAAAAUGUAAAACACAGUGGAUGCGCAUUGCUUUCUUAAUAAUACAAACAAAAAAAUAGUAUAUAAACAAAUUAUAAACAAAAGAUUAAACAAAAAAAAUCAUUAUUUGUUUCUCAAUAUUAUUUUAUAUUCAAACACUCAUAAACAAUAUUUGUGUAUGUACAUUCAAAUAAAUAAGUAAGCAAACCUGUGCUGAUUAAAGAAAUAAACAAUAAAAAACAUCA